Messenger RNA from Dermacentor silvarum, 610 nucleotides. RefSeq lists its product as uncharacterized. Lineage: Eukaryota; Metazoa; Arthropoda; Arachnida; Ixodida; Ixodidae. Gene Ontology annotation, biological process: symbiont-mediated perturbation of host defenses. The record is from RefSeq and is a predicted model, not a curated record. Gene Ontology annotation, molecular function: amine binding. The coding region runs from base 17 to 577 and encodes 186 amino acids. The transcript has 5 exons.
CACUUGAGGAUCAAAAAUGAUAUUUGGUAUUCUUGUUGCUAUACUUGCAAUAGCAGAAGCAAACUUCGAUUAUCCUGGCAGGCCAGCGUUAGAAGAUGUGAAAAAGUUUUAUAUGCUUGGAAAUAUAACCUAUUUGGUGAAGAGAACGUAUGUUUCCAAAAUUGGAGAUGAGGAGCCGACUUGCGUUCACAAUAAAGUGACUAAUGUGACUGGUAACAAAAUAAGCCUUUUGCAAGGCUACAUAUAUGAUUCUGGACAACGUUCAACACGUUUCCCGGUUGACGUGCAGAUUUCAAGGCAUUCAGGAUAUGACGUGGCCCCGCAAAUGUGGGCAGUAACAAAAGACGUCCUUGGAUUGAAAAGAACAUACAACUUUCACUACUAUGAUCCGGUGGCUCAAUGUGCUGUUCUUACAUUUAGAGACUACUCAGGUACCUUGAGAUGUGAACUGCAUACUUGGAGAGACCGCGCUUCAUAUCUACUUUACGGAAACUGCCAAAUUGAAUACGACUACCAGUGCCCGGGGCGUCAGAGCCACAGCGUGAAUUUAAAGAAUUGCUGGAAUUUAAACACGUGACCGAACUUUAUUGAAGACUAAAUUAUAAGAGCA